Messenger RNA from Polypterus senegalus (gray bichir), 3917 nucleotides. It is a transcript of the gene taf3, whose product is annotated as TAF3 RNA polymerase II, TATA box binding protein (TBP)-associated facto. Lineage: Eukaryota; Metazoa; Chordata; Cladistia; Polypteriformes; Polypteridae. The record is from RefSeq and is a predicted model, not a curated record. The transcript has 7 exons. Gene Ontology annotation, molecular function: protein heterodimerization activity. The coding region runs from base 214 to 3084 and encodes 956 amino acids. Gene Ontology annotation, cellular component: transcription factor TFIID complex.
UUUCUGGGGGGAGGGAAAAAAAGAAAAAAUCAAGAUGGCGGCUUUAGCAUUUGCGCCAACCUGCAGUUUCUUGUAAAUGUCAAAUGUAACCUCAAGACCCGCAUUUUCUCCAGAAUCCAUGUGGAUUAUGUGCACAAUGAAGCAGAAGGAAGCCAUCUGAACCCGGAACUGACUGGUUAAAGCCUCCCUCCCUCCUCUGACUGAGUGAGCGGGAUGUGUGAGAGCUACACCAGGUCGCUGCUGCGGGUGUCGGUGGCGCAGAUAUGCCAGGCACUCGGCUGGGACUCCGUGCAGCUGACCGCCUGCGAUCUGCUGACCGAUGUCCUUCAUAGGUACAUUCAGCAGCUGGCCAGGGGUUGCCAUCGCUACUCGGAGCUUUAUGGGAGAACAGACCCAGUUUUGGAUGAUGUGGGACAAGCUUUCAAACUGCUGGGGCUGAACCUAAAUGAACUAGAAGAUUAUAUCCAUAAUCUUGAACCAGUAGGAUUUGCACAUCAGAUCCCAUUGUUUCCUGUUAGCAAAAACAACAUUUUGCAGUUUCCACAACAUGGCACUAGAGAUGCUGAAGAAAGGAAAGAAUAUAUUCCUGAGUAUAUGCCACCAAUUGUAUCCUCUCAAGAAGAAGAGGAAGAAGAGCAUGUUCCUACAGAUGGUGGUACCUCUGCUGAAGCAAUGCAGGUUCCCUUGGAAGAAGAAGAAGAAGAAAUGGAGGAUGAUGAAGCAGUCAAUGAUGAAAAUAUUUUGGGAAAACGGCAACUGGAAAGCCCAGAAUCAGUAGAUAUGCCUCUAGCAAAGAGGCCAAAGCUUGCAGGCAUCACAACAGAAAGUCCAGACAGAAGUGUGGAAAUGAGAGAACCUCUUACUUUGAUAAAUCCACAAAAGGUGCCACUUGUACAAUCUCCAGUUAAAGCAAAUGACACUUCAGUUUCUUUGCCUCCAUCCCCAGAGCCUCCAGCACCUGUACCAAAAGUACAGUUGUUGCCUCCAAAAAGUAUAGAUCCCAAGCUGUCUACUCCUAAAGUAAAAUCUAAAAUGAACUCAUCAAGUCAAAAGACAAAGUCCCCUAAGGCAGCAAAUUUCACUGCUGUUGCUGGAAGUCCUAUAAGGUCUCCAAAACCUGCACCUAAGGAAAAAAAAUCUCCUGGACGAACCAAAAGUCCAAAAAGUCCCAAAAGUCCUAAAGCACCAUUUAAUGUUAGUCAUCCAGCUGGAAAGGCUGAUACACCCAUUAGGACACCAUUAGCUGUGCUAAGUGAAAAAAUGGGAAAGGAAAACAUCCUUUUAAAACAAGGACAGUUGCAAAGUGAAAAUGAAAAAGACACUUCUGAGAAUUUACUGAAAAAGCUGCCAGAGAUUGAUAACACAAUUGAUGACUCAAUAGAUGCAGUUAUUGCUCGGGCUUGUGCUGAGCGAGAACCAGACCCAUUUGCAUUUUCAUCUGGAUCAGAAUCAGAAGGUGAAAUUUUUACUAGUCCUAGAAGGCUUACAAUUUCUGAGCCAUUAACUCCUAAAGUGACAUCGAAUGCAAAUAGUUCCAUCAAGGGUAAUGUAACUUCUGUUCCUCCUGUAGGAACUUCAAGCUCAGAUAAUUCAUGGACAAUGGAUGACUCAAUUAAUGAAGUCAUACGAAAAGUAAGUUUAGGGACUCCUUCUAGCUUGCCACCCAACCCCCCAUAUUUAUCAUCUCCAUCUGCCUCACCACCGACCCCAGAACCUCUUUUAAAGCUCUAUGAAGAAAAGACUAAACUUGCCGCUUCAGUAGAUGUUAAGAAGAAAUUGAAAAAAGAACUGAAGACAAAAAUGAAGAAGAAAGAAAAGGAGAAGCAAAAGGAAAAGGACAGGGAAAAAGAAAAGGGCAAAGAAAAAAACAAGGACAAAAUAAAAGACAAGGAAAAAGACAAAGAAAUCAAUAAGGAGCCCAAAUUACAAUGGAAGGAUCUUAAUAAAGAGGAUGAGCAGGAGCCAGUGAAAUUCAAACUGAAGGAGUUUGAUGAGUCAGAUACCAGGACUAAAGCAAAAGAUGCUCCAACAAAAAAAGAAAAAGAUAAACACAAAGAUAAAAAGAAAGAUAAAGAGAAAGGUAAAAAAGAUAAAGAAAAGAAAGAGAAGGGCAAAGAUAAAGCUAGAGAAGAGAAACUGAAAAACCAAGGCACUUUAAUGUCUCCCAAGGAGACCCAGUUACCUUUAUUUAGUGCUCAAGCUGGUGUUAGACUUUCUUCCAUGUUGUCCACCCUUUCCCCAAUACUGCCUGAAAAACUUUUUGAAGAGAAAGAAAAACCCAAAGAAAAGGAAAAGAAGAAAGAGAAGAAAGAAAAGAAAAAAAAGAAAGACAAAGAAAAGGAAAAAGACAAAGAAAAAGAAAAAGUAAAAGACAAAGAAAAGGAAAAAGAAAAGGAAAAGAAAGAAAAAGAGAAAGAAAAAAAGGAGAAGGAGAAAGACAAAGAGAAAGAAAAACACAAACACGAAAAAACCAAAGUGGAACCCCCUGUUCCAGCUCCCUCUCCUGUCAUCCCAAGAUUGACCUUAAGGGUUGGUGCUGGCCAGGAUAAAAUUGUCAUCAGUAAAGUGGUUUCACCUGGAGAAGCAAAGGCACCCAUAUCUAAGACACCAGUGCAGAAGACACCAGCACCUGCAGCACGUCCAAAAUCUCCACCUUUGCCACCACCACCACCAAUGCCAACACCAUCACCAGCUCAUUCAGUACCUCCACCUCCUCCCCCAAUCCCCCCUCCUACUCCUACCCCAGUUCCAGCUGCUGUAUCACCAGUUUCAGUGCUGCCUCCCUCACCUGCAGUUCCUUUAGCAGGUUCUUCAAAAACUCCUGUCAGAAGUGUAGUAACCGAAACUGUCAGUACCUAUGUGAUCCGCGAUGAAUGGGGUAAUCAGAUCUGGAUCUGCCCAGGAUGUAACAAACCAGACGAUGGCAGCCCAAUGAUUGGAUGUGAUGACUGUGAUGACUGGUAUCACUGGCCCUGUGUUGGAAUCAUGACACCUCCUCCUGAAGAAGUUCAGUGGUAUUGCCCAAAAUGUGCCAACAAGAAAAAAGACAAGAAACACAAAAAGCGAAAGCAUAAAGUCCAUUGAUGGUUGCUAACAGCAAUUUGUUUUCCUCUUCUGAGCCACAUCAUCCUUUUAUCUAACUUCCCUUUAGAGACAGAGCUGAAGAAAAGUGCACACAUUCAUUGACUCAGAAUUAGAUACACCGUGAAAGUCCAAUGAUGUACAAUAUUAACAAUUUGUCAAGUAAGUACACUGUGCCUGCAUAUUGCACAAUGGGAGCUCUGUAAGACAAUGAACUGUCCUGGAAAAGUCUUGUAUUUACAAGAGCCUUCUGACAUGAUACAGUAGGUUGGUUUAACUUUUAUGUAAACAAACAGAAAUCUUGAUGCUCUUGUAUGUAUAUGUUUUCAUUAUGUAUCUGUCACUUUGUAAAACCACUUAUUUUGGCUAUGGGGAAUACAUUUGCACUGACACAGGAGUAGAAAAAAUGUGUUUUCUUCAGGAGUAAGAAUAUGAAUAGAGGUAGAGGUGCUUAUCUGAUCCUCUCUUGUGAAAGCCCUCUGUGUUCCCCAGCAGAGUGUAUUUAAAAAGAAAAAAAGCAACCUUGCUGUCAUAGAGUUCCCAAUAAGUGGUAAUAGAAUGGACUGGAUCAGUGAAAUGUAAAAAUAAGAAGUCCUUUUUAGAGCCUUGAAAUGGAGAAUCUAUAGGACAGAAGAUUUGCUACAGUUGUAUAGUUUUCUAUUGCUUUAAAUGUGGUUCUAUUUUAAUGAUCAAUCCUAAUGGGAGAAAAUAAGUUCAGAAAUCAUUCUAAUUCAAAAAAAAAAUCUGGAUAAUUUUCUUUUUUGCAAUAAAUGUCAACAUUAAUGCAGUCUAUGCUGAUUGUAUGUAUGUAUGUAUGUAUGUAUGUGUAUGAGUGU